AUGAGGGCAAGGUGUGGGCAUGGACCGUGGAAGGAGAUCGAGACCAUCCAAGUCCCUCGAAGCCCUCUGAGCUAUUUCCCAGAAGAUCUGGAAGAACGGACUGCGCACGAGAAUGAAUUUGCACAGAAAGUGAGAAACCUGUCCAUGAACAGAGCCUCUGGCUUCCACGGCUCCGUUGAACCACGAGCACGCACCACGCGGAGCCAAACCCCGCCAGGGCCUCUACCGCGCCCACAAGCGCAAACUCCCUCACGGCGCCCCGGGGGCGGGGCCAUCAUUACCGGGCCCCACCCCCGAGCGCGGCCGGGGCGCGUGCGCGGCGCAGGCGCAGGCGCGGGAGCGGCGCGCUCAGAGACCGGCCUGGCUGGGCCUGGCCGGGCCGGGCACGGCACUGCCGCCCUGCAGGGCAGCCCCGCCGCCGCUCCCACCUCCUCCGCUUCUUCCUCCUCCUCGUCGCCGCCGCAGCAGCAGCUGACGCUGUUUGUCAUGCAGCCGGUCGGCGAGGAGGAGGGGGCGGGGGGGGUGGUGCUGCAGCCGAGUGCCGACCAGCAGCUGCCGCCCUCCGCUAGCGGCGGCCUGAUGGUGUUCUACGAGCUGGGGACCUCCGGCGAGGUCGAGGUGGUGGAGGAGGAGGCCGAGGCGGCGGGCGGCGAGAGCACGGCCAGCCUGGAGGAGCUGGAGGAGGAGGAGGCGGCGGCGCCGGGGACUGCGAGCGGCGAAGCGGCGGCGGCAGGCGGCGAGUGCAAGAGCUGCACGUACGAGGGCUGCAGCGAGACCACCACGCAGGUGGUGAAGCAGCGCAAGCCCUGGAUGUGCAAGCGGCACCGCAACAAGAUCUACAAGGACAAGUACAAGCGCAAGAAGAGCGACCAGGCCCUGGGGGGCGGCGGAGCGGCGGCCGCGGGGGGCGGCCCGCGGGCCGAGGAUAGUGUUGAAGGUUCAGUGUCUGUUGCAAAGCAGAGAACGGGAUCCAUUGGAGAUCGCCCAGCAAGACCUACUCUUUUAGAACAAGUAUUGAAUAAAAAGAGGCUGUCCCUACUCAGAAGCCCAGAAGUAGUGCAGUUUCUACAGAAACAGCAGCAACUGUUAAGUCAACAAGCCUUGGAGCAAAGGCAGCAACAGUUUCAAGGAGCACCUGGGUAAUGAGGAAAGAUCAAUGAUCUGCAGAAGAUGGUGCUGAAGGAGGGACAGGAUCUAUAUUUUGUAUAAAUGCAAAGAAUUUCAAUGUUUAAGCAAAAAUUGAAAUUGCUGUUGUUACGUUUUUGUUUGUUGUUUGCACUUUAGAGGUUUUGAGCUGAUUGGGUGUCUGCAAACUUGUGAACAAAUCAUAGAAUGGCCUGGGUUGUGUUAUGGAAGCUUCCCAGUCUAACCAUUCAUGAGACUCUCUGACAGUCACUCUUCCAGUGCCAGAGACUAAGUUUGGGACCAAAGCUCCUUCACUGCAGGUAGCUCCAGUGAUCUGGCAGGUGCCCCAUUUGACUCCCUGCACACCUGGCUCACAGUCAGACCUGGUUUCCUUACUGGUUUGACCCCAGUCUCAGACACCUUGUUCCAUAAAGCAAUUUAUUAAUAGUGUAAUAACACAGAAACAGCCCAGGCUGGUGCCUCCGAGGAGGUAUCUCAGAUAAAGGAGCUCCUGGGCUUUUAUACCAUCACAAUCUAAGGCAAGCCUUGCUCUUCUUCCCGAGUCUUCUCUUCUGAGUCUUCCAUCCCUGCCGUGUCCCUGCAUCCGUUCACCUGGCUAGCCACUCAACUCCAUGCCUUUUGUUAUGCAGAGAGUUGGCAGUUCACUGCCUCCCAUCUUGGAUCCCACCCAGAGCUCAGUUUACAUCUCAGUCUGCAACUUCCAGAUCAGCUACCUGCACCAGAUGUAUUCCUCAACGGUUGGAAGGGACCUUGAAAGAUGAUCAAGUUCCAGCUCCUCUGCUGUGAACAGGAACACCUUUCAUAAGCCCAGGUUGCUCAGAGCUCUCUCCACCCUGGCCUUGAACAUUUCCCAGGGAGGAGGUAUACAUACCCAGCUUUUCUGAGCAACCUGUUUCAAUGCCUGACUACCCUCAAGGGAAAUAACUUUUUCCUAAUAUCUAAUCUGAAUCUACUCUCCUUCAAUGUGAACCCCUUCCCCCUUAUCCUAUCCCUACAUGCCCUUGUAAAAAGUCCCUCUCUCAUCUUUGCUGUAGGCUCCCUUCAGGUAAUGCAAGGCUGCAAUUAAGUUACCAUGCAGCUAUCUCUUUUUCCAGGCUGAAUACCCCCAAUUCUUCCAGCUUUUCCUCAUAGGAGAGGUCUUCUAUCCCUGUAAUCAAUUUGUCUCUGGAUCUCCCGAUUUGCUGUAACAGGUGGAUGUCCUUCCUAUGUUGUGGAUUCCAGAGCUGGAUACAGUCCACCAGAUGGGGUUUUCACCAGAGGAGAGCAGAGGGGCUGUGAUGGGUUGACUUUGGACAUACAGAUUUUCAUCAACUGCUAUCCCAUGUCCUUCCACAGAUAGGUAUUAUUUUCCUAUCUCAAGAGCGUUCUCCACCCCUCCAGAUGUCCAAAAUCAGGCCACGACUUAGGCUAGGUUCAAUCAAGAUGAGUGCUCAGGACAGGAGAAGCAGUACGCUUAAUCAUUGGGCACCAACUUUGGCCCUGUGCCUCCCACUCUCCUUACUCCUCACAAAAUUCAUGCUUCAUCAGUUAAUGUCAUUUUUGCUGCUUUACUUUCACAAUACAGCUUUCACCACAAAUUAAUAUUCUCCCCAAGGUUAAAUCUCCGUGGAGCACGCACUGGGUCUCCCCAUCCUUUUGCAUUACCCACCCAGGUAUUUGAACAAAGACAAUCCCAUAAAUGGGUUUACCUUCUCCUAUAGGGAGAGAAAUCCACCCUGAUUUUCCCAGCCACUUGCAAUGUAUAGUACCUAAUCUUCCCCAGUGAGUAGGGUUUUUGUGUGGGCAGGACCAGGGAGCUUCACAGAUCCCCUAGUGUUAACAAGCCAAGUGGCUUCUAUUAAAUUUACAUCCCAAUCCUUCCAUGCCCCAUUACAUAACACAAACACAGUCUUCAGCAGUCUGUUAUACCACACAAUCUUUUGAGAGGCUUAUGGGUGACAAGGGCUGUCAUGUCCACUCAAUGCCAUGUUUUCUUGCCCAGGAGUUUAUUAGGUUGUAUUGAAAAUUAGUCUCACUGUCUGAUUCGAUUCUCUCUGGAGUACCACGUUGUCACAAAAUGCGUCUCUCACAACCUGAGAUGGUGUCUUGAGCAAUGGUAAUGGUUGACAGGGUAUGUUGCCAGCCAUCACUACCGUGGUGAGUAUGUAGCUCUUUACCAUAAAACAUAUGGCAGCGGUCCAGUCUGCCAGGCCUUACCCUACUGGAAACUCAGCCACUCCCCUCUAUUCCAGGGGAAGUUUACUUCAAUGGCUUGAUUGAUUGCAGCAUGAAUGAUCUCAGCUAUGGCUUCCAUGGCCAGGUCCCCCCUCAACGAGCCCCUCUGUGGCAGCUGAUGUUUCAUGGCCUCAUCAGGUUACAAAUAGCUCACACUUCUGCUCCCAGUCUGAGCAUACCUAAGUUAAUUCAGUUUUGGCAACUUUAUCUACUUGUUCAUUGUUUUGAUGUUCUUCAGUGAUGUGGUUUUUGGGGACACGAGCAUCUACCUGAUGUACCUUUCCAGUCAUGUUUUCCACCUGUGUGCUGAUGUCCUGCUCAAGUGCAGGUACAGUCUAGCCCAGAUUGGUUUAUCCCUGCAUUGCCAAUUGGUCUUCUUUCAUUUUUGCAGCCACCUCCACAGGACAUGAGCCACCAUCCAGGAGUCAGAAUAGAGACAGGUCACUUUUCUCGUUCAGCAGUCUCUAAGGCCAGUUUGGAUGGCUUUCGCCUCUUCAAACUGGCUUGACUCGCUUUCUCCUUCAGCAGCCUCAAUGACUUGUGCACCUCUGAUGGUUUCCUGCCACACAGCAGGAUCCAUCACUAAACAGUGCAUAGCCUCUUUCAUCUUCUGGUAACUUGUUACGUGGGGGUGCUUCUUGUGCACAAGUCUUUCUCUGGCAAUGCUCUAAAAUCUUUGCCUUCUGGCCAGUCUAUGAUUUUUUCGGGAAUUCCCAACUGAGCUCAUGUAAUCAGUACUGUGCUGUUUCUCCAUGUAACACUGGCUGUAUGAUCUCUUAAGGGGCUGUUUCCUUUGAAAUCUGGAGAAGUCUUUUCUAAUUGUGUCUAAACCUUCAUUUUAAUAUUUCAUUUGUUAAUAAAAAUUUGUUUAUGGUAGGAGUGUUCAGCUGUAUACCCUUUUCCCACCAAAGUUAUGAUAAAUUAACAUUUUUCUAUAUAAACAUUUACAGUUAAACAAGUCAGUCUUUGAUGACAAUCAUUGAUAGAAGUCAGUUACUUUCUGUGGACAUUGUGAAACAAAGUUCUGAAGUUGAGGCAGUCCAGUGGCAUUAUCUACCAGCAAUUGCUCAGGGAAACAAGAAAUUUAUGUCCUGUAGAAUCUUGCACUAAAGGCAAAGACAACCUGACAUCAAGAAGUCAAUCCAGCAGUUCAGAAAUGUACAAGUAGGUGAUCUGUUCAUUACCUGCAAGUCGAGUAGGUUUGAAAUGCUUCAUUAUGCACCGAUGAAAAAAAAAUUUGCAUUUAAAAUUUCUUAAAGUGAUAAAUGGCAAAAAGCUUUAAAAAGUAUUAGGUGAAAAGUAUGAAGCUGGGAGUUGGACCUUGUUACAUGGAGUUAUUUGAAAUUGCUAACUUCUUAUAUGUGAAAUAUAACUUAAUUACAGAUGAGAAUGCAACUAAUCUUUAGGUGAUUAAAUUAAAUUUUAAACUUUUAACUCAUAAUAGUAAUUCAAAAUCUAGUCUUUUUCUUCUCAAAAAGGUAUAGUUAAAGUUAUUUUAUUAAGACCAGAGAUCUCUAAUCAGCUGCAGUGAUAGACGUCACAGGUUUUCAGCCAAUUAAAAUGAAUUUGCAAUUGAUUGGGCUAAGAAUCCAAACACUAUAUUAUAUAAGUGUUAAAUCCCAUGCUUUAUUUCUAAAAAUAGUUUUGUAUUAAGCCACUUUACUGAAUAGAGGUUAUCCAAAUGGGUUAGAUGCUUAUUUUCAAGUACUACUUCUAUACUGCAGCAAUUUGAGCCACUAAAUAAUAUCUCUUCACCAGUAUUUGUUAGUCUUACGGGUUUUUAAAAGCUCUGCAUUUUGUAUGUACAAAACUUGUUCUGUAAGGAUUUAUUGUAUUGUAUUGACAUUGUGCAACUUGUUCUUUAAAAAGGAACUUGAAAAACUUUGUAUAAACAGUUCUGGACCAAUAAGCAAGUAAAAUA
This is a messenger RNA of Cinclus cinclus, 5281 nucleotides long. RefSeq names its product regulatory factor X associated protein (gene RFXAP). Gene Ontology annotation, biological process: regulation of transcription by RNA polymerase II. NCBI's taxonomy places the organism in Eukaryota, Metazoa, Chordata, Aves, Passeriformes, Cinclidae. Gene Ontology annotation, cellular component: nucleus. The transcript is spliced from 4 exons. Bases 1 to 1143 code for a protein of 380 amino acids. The record is from RefSeq and is a predicted model, not a curated record.